This is a messenger RNA of Saccoglossus kowalevskii, 2241 nucleotides long. RefSeq names its product nicastrin-like protein. Gene Ontology annotation, cellular component: plasma membrane. The record is from RefSeq and is marked provisional. Gene Ontology annotation, biological process: protein processing; Notch receptor processing. NCBI's taxonomy places the organism in Eukaryota, Metazoa, Hemichordata, Enteropneusta, Harrimaniidae.
GUAUAUGCAUAUGGCUAUAUUUCUGGUGUUGAUGGCAAUGGUUCUUGUGUUCGAAGUAUGUCCUAUGAAAGUCCUGCUUUGUCACCUGCAUUUCUCCUUGAAGACUGGACAUCUACUGAGUAUUCUACAUGGACUGAGAGUAGAUGGACUGGAUACUCGGCCAGGGCAUUCUAUGUUUCAAGCAAAGCCCAGCAGACCAUAAUUCUCUCAAUCGGCGUCAUCAUAUUGCUUGUUUCUCUGGUAACGGUAUAUUUCAUCGAUAAAAAAUCAGAUAUACUGUUCUCGCAGGAACGAGAAUCAUCAUAUUAGAGUUGUUCAUCCGAUGAAUCCACACCCUUCAGUAUGUACAUUGCACAGGCUGAAUUCUAUGUCAUUAACUGCGAGGCUGUAUUCAAUGUUACAUAGUCCUGUUAACUUAUUCAUGGAAAUGCAGUUCUCUAUAUCACUGUCUGUACAAUUGACAUUAGAUACUAAAUGUUGUACACCAGUAAUGAAGAGAGGAUAUACAGACAGUGGCUAUAUAUAGCUAGUGCACUUAUUAGGUAAUCCACAGUUGCCAUGGUAACAGAACCACUAAGUCUCAUACUGCCACUAUUUUCCUGCAAUUUGUGGCAGUUCUUAAUAUUUGCUUUCUUAUGAAUGUAUUGCUGCAUAACAUUUUAAGUACAUUGUAGUCAUCUGUUAAGAAUUUAACUUUGAAAAUUGAGCUGCUCAGGAGUAGUUUAUAGUAUUAUAUACUCUCACAUUUAUACCAUCAUAAAAAUAAUAAAAUCUAUCUCAAAACUAAGUGAAAAAAAUAAAAUGUUACAGUUUCUAAAGUCAGACCACACUGCUCUGUUAAUAACAGUACUAGUUUGUGUUCAACUUUUUGUACAAAAAAAAAUAAUAGUAAUAUCCUAGUUGUGAAGUGUUUCUAUAUUUAAGUGAAUUUUUGAAGAUGUGUUUAUCUUUACAGUGUACAUAUACAUUAUACAUGUUCAGGGCCAACGGAGUAAUAACUUAAUAUGUCCAUGAAUGCCCUUAUAACCUGGCUGAGGAUAUAAUAAUAACCAGUCUGUUAUUGAAUCCAGGACUUAGUACCGAUAGUUACUAGCAAGAUAACCAAGUAUAAUAGAAAAAUAAAUGUUCUCAGCUGGACAUUGUUUACUUCAUCAGAAAUAGAAGUGUUCGUGUAAAUGACAUGUUUAAUAGAUUACCCAUGAUUUGUAUCCUGUAAACCGAUUAAUUUUCGCAGCUUGGAAUUUUCAGAAUUUUUGUGGCAGUUGUGGCGUGGCGCUGACACUCGCUGUACCUCAGAGAAAUUUUCACUGCUACAUAAUUCAUAAUUUUUACAGUUUGUCUCUCCAGCAGUUUUCCUCUAACAGUAACUUUUACUGCAAAUACAAUUAAAUUGCUAUCGAGUCACUUUAAAAGUUGCAUCAGUGGCACUUUUCAGUAUUCCAGGGUGUCACCAAGCACUUCUCAUUAUCCUAGGCUGUCACCAAGCAAUUUUAGGGUGUCAGCUGAAUUGACUCGCGAAGAUAUCACAAAAUAAAUACUCAAUGUCAAGUAUUUUCUAUUAAGAUUGGUCUGAAAUGUUUAUGAAUUUAUAGGACGACUAUUUUACUGCAUGCAGAUGCAUGAGAUUUAUUGUAGUCAAGACAAUAAUAUCUUAUUUGUUAAAUUGCUAAAUUUGGUUUUGAUCAGUAUAACUAGUGAAAACAUAAAACUUUGACAAGGAAAUUAAAAUUAUAUCUCAGACAUGCCUGGGACGAUUCCAUUCAUGCUUUACAUCAUAUACAUGUGCAUUUGUUUCAUGAUUUAGUUCAAGAUGGCCGACAUAUCAUCAUGCUACUCUUUAAUCUGGAUAUCUGGUGUUUAGCUCAAAAGAGAUCAUUUUGAAUAAUUACUAGCAGGGACUAUGUCAUUUUCAAUGAUUUUUGAAAUUAAGAUUUGGGCAAUUCUAAAAUGCUGGCCUAUUGAAAUAAUUCAAAGAUUUUAGAAAUUCAUAUUUUCAUUUGUAUUGUCUGUAUAGAAUCACCUUGCAAAUCAUCAAGGUGAAACAUAGAUAGUGAUUUUUUUCGAUGCACUUAAACUUUUGUACAUAUAUAUGUAAAAUGAAUUUUCAAUACUUUGGGUAAUUUUUAAUUUUGACACUGAUGGAGAUUCUGGAAAUUGUGAAUUGAUAAUAAUGGAAGUUUUAUUUUAUAAAUGCUUGUAAAAUCAUGAAGUUUCAAAUAAUAAAAAAAAAAUGCAAAGUAA